AUGGUCGCGUUCAACAGCAUCGCCAUUUUCGUGGCGCUUCGUUUCCUCCUCCUCCUGGGCGCCUCAUCUCCUGCAGCCGCCGUCCCGGUUCCUGCCGCCGACGCCGCUGCCGCCGCCGGCUCGUCCUACUGGCUUGCCGAGAUUGAGCGUAACGGCAAGGUCGCUUUCGGGUCCUCCGACUAUACCAUCUUCCGCAAUGUCAAGGAUUACGGUGCCAAGGGCGAUGGCUCCUCUGACGACACCGAGGCCAUCAACAAGGCCAUCAGCUCUCAGAGCCGCUGCGGAAAGAACUGUGACUCGACCACCGUCACUCCCGCUCUCGUCUACUUCCCGCCCGGCACCUACGUCGUGAGCAAGCCGAUUGUUCAGUACUACUACACCCAGCUCGUCGGUGAUGCGGUUGAGCUCCCCGUCAUCAAGGCCGCCGCUGGCUUCAGUGGCAUGGCUGUCAUUGAUGCCGACCCUUACGAGGAUGACGGUGCCAAUUGGUUCACCAACCAAAACAACUUCUUCCGCCAGAUUCGUAACUUUGUCAUUGACCUCACUGCCAUGCCCGCUUCGUCUGGCGCUGGUAUCCACUGGCAGGUCGCUCAGGCCACGAGUCUGCAGAACAUCCGUUUCGAGAUGGUUCAGGGUGGCGACAACAAUGCCCAGGAGGGUAUCUUCAUGGACAAUGGCUCCGGUGGUUUUAUGGCCGACCUGACCUUCAACGGUGGCAAGUACGGCGCUUUCCUCGGCAGCCAGCAGUUCACCAGCAGGAACUUGACCUUCAACAACUGCGGCACUGCCAUCUUCAUGAACUGGAACUGGGCCUGGACGUUCAGUUCGAUCAACAUCAACAACUGCAACGUCGGUCUCGACAUGGCCAACAGCCCUUCUAACCAGACGGUCGGUUCCGUUCUGCUCAUGGACAGCACCAUCUCCAACACGCCCAUUGGUGUCAACAGCUCCUUCGCUACUGACAGCGUUCCUACCACCGGUGGUACCCUCAUCUUGGACAACGUUGAGUUCAAGAACAGCGAGACGGCCGUCAUGUCCCGCGGUUCCAGUGUCCUUGCGGGCAACCAGGUCGUCAAGUCGUGGGCUCAGGGUCGCUCGUACACUGGUAACACUGGUACUCGUGUCCAGGAUUCUAUCACUGCGCCUUCGAAGCCCUCCAGUCUUCUCGAUGCGUCUGGCAAGAUCUUCGAGCGCUCCAAGCCCCAAUACGAGGGUUACCCUGUCAGCUCGUUCGUCAGCAUCAAGUCUGCGGGUGCCAAGGGUGACGGUUCCACCGACGACACUCAAGCCAUCCAGAAGGCUCUCGACUCUCUGACCGACGACCAGAUCCUGUACUUUGACCACGGCGCGUACAUUGUCACCGACACCGUCAAGGUCCCUGGUACCAAGAACAUCAAGAUGACUGGUGAGAUCUGGCCGCUCAUCAUGGCCAAGGGCGCCAAGUUUGCCGACCAGAACAACCCCAAGCCUGUGUUCCAGGUUGGUACUGCUGGUGACACUGGUGGCGUCGAGAUGAGCGACCUGAUCUUCGAGACUGCCGGCCCUGCUCCCGGUGCCAUCCUUGUCGAGUGGAACCUUGCUUCCAAGGUCGCCGGCGCUGGUGGCAUGUGGGAUGUGCACUUCCGCAUUGGCGGCUCUGCUGGCACCCAGCUGCAGUCCGACACCUGCUCCAAGAACCCCAACUCCACCCACAGCGCCAACGAGGAGUGCGAGGGCGCCUUCCUGCUCUUCCAUGCUACCAAGUCUGCCAGCGUGUACAUUGAGAACUCUUGGUUCUGGGUUGCCGAUCACGAGCUUGACCUUUCGGACCACAACCAGAUCGACCUCUACAACGGCCGCGGUGUCCUGAUCGAGUCCCAAUACCCCACUUGGCUCUGGGGCACCAGCUCCGAGCACAGCGUUCUCUACGAGUACCAGCUCAACAACGCUAAGAACGUCUUCAUGGGCCUCAUCCAGACCGAGACGCCGUACAUGCAGGGCAACCCCGACGCCACCACUCCCUUCACGGUGCAGGCCGCUUACGGCGACCCGGACUUCAGCACCAUCACUGGCACUCGUGCCAAGAAGGCGUGGGGUCUCCGCAUCAAGGACUCUCAGGACGUGCUCAUCUACGGAGCCGGUCUGUACAGCUUCUUCGACAACUACAACCAGGAGUGUCUUGCGACGGCCGACUGCCAGCUCCACAUGGUGGCCAUUGACGGCACCAACUCCAACAUUGACAUUCUCGGCCUCACCACCAAGGCGGCGGCCAACAUGGUCACGGUUGAGGGCAAGGGCGUCGUCACGGCCGACGACAACAAGUCCGUCUACGGCGACACCAUUGCCAGGUGGACGGCGUCGUAA
This is a messenger RNA of Aplosporella prunicola CBS 121167, 2343 nucleotides long. Its product is annotated as glycoside hydrolase family 55 protein. The transcript has 2 exons. The record is from RefSeq and is a predicted model, not a curated record. Gene Ontology annotation, molecular function: polygalacturonase activity. NCBI's taxonomy places the organism in Eukaryota, Fungi, Ascomycota, Dothideomycetes, Botryosphaeriales, Aplosporellaceae. The coding region runs from base 1 to 2343 and encodes 780 amino acids.